GACUAAAAAGUUAAAGUAGACUCAACCACAGAUGAUCCGACGACUGUGUUGUCGAAAAGAGGAGACGACGAACGAACCAGUGACAACGUAGAAACCCUACGAACACUAAAAGAGGAAGAAGGAAUCCAAAUAUAAUUCUCGUUGGGAUUUUUAUACGUCUGCAACAAUGGCGGAUUCAUGGAAGGAGAUCGGAUCUAGAUGUCAUCAUUGCGCAGGCCCUCUUACGAAAAAUCUGGAAACUAACGAAUGGACUGUGGCUCCGUUUAUCAGGGAUAGCUUCUCUAUGAUUGGAUCAGCUGUAGGUGGUACUGCAAGUGCUUUCAUUGGAUUUAACCAUGUAAUGCCAAUUGUACGCAAGUGGAUAAAAGGACCCAUGUGGUUGCAUUUUCUUGUUGGUGCUCCACCUGUGAUAGUUGUUUCAUCAGCCUGUGCUGGACUUGCAGGUGGCGCUGUACCGGCUUUGGCACAGCUUGCAUCGUCGUCUUAUCAUGCGGCUGUACAUUCAUCUCAGCCACCGCAAGGGCAAGAGAAGAACAAAUUGCACAAAUCCUCUACCAUUUCUCCUUCGUAGCUACACAGCUCUCUUCUGUUGCUCCUUCCUUAUGUGUUAUGUGUAUAAAGUUUCAACUUUGUGUUCUUUCUAUAAAGAGUUUCCUUAGGACAAAAUGAGAGAUCAAAUUUGUCUGAAGAUAAACUGAUCCAGUUUUGACACUUGACACUUUUGUGUGUAUACAAAAAACUGAAUGCAGAAACGUGAUUAGAAGCAGAUUAAUUAGUAGUUACGAAUUCA
Molecule: messenger RNA, 790 nt
Organism: Arabidopsis lyrata subsp. lyrata
Lineage: Eukaryota; Viridiplantae; Streptophyta; Magnoliopsida; Brassicales; Brassicaceae
Exons: 6
Coding region: 167-571 (134 amino acids)
Source: RefSeq, a predicted model, not a curated record